This is a messenger RNA of Aspergillus saccharolyticus JOP 1030-1, 3384 nucleotides long. RefSeq names its product ATP dependent DNA ligase domain protein. Gene Ontology annotation, cellular component: DNA ligase IV complex. The transcript has 2 exons. Gene Ontology annotation, biological process: double-strand break repair via nonhomologous end joining; nucleotide-excision repair, DNA gap filling; DNA recombination. Bases 175 to 3342 code for a protein of 1055 amino acids. Lineage: Eukaryota; Fungi; Ascomycota; Eurotiomycetes; Eurotiales; Aspergillaceae. The record is from RefSeq and is a predicted model, not a curated record. Gene Ontology annotation, molecular function: DNA ligase (ATP) activity; ATP binding; DNA binding.
UGCAUAGAUGUCCAUUCUUCCGGCAAGGAUAGAUUUGACUCCUCAAAUAUCCCUUGUUUCGAUGUGAUCUUAUCUCGGCCAUCAUAUUCAGCACCUUCAGUAAGCUGUUCUUGAUGUUGACGGCAGUGGACGCGUCUGACUAUCUGACGACGCGCCCGCUGUCUGGUUCGAUUGAUGGGGUUCAAAUUCACGUAUUUGUGCGAUCUACUCUCCUCCUUGGAAGACAACAAGUUUCUGAAAGCUACACAUGAGGCGAGAGCAUCCGAUCCCGAUGUGCGGACCGUGACGCGAUGGUUUGCUCAACAUGGGAAGCAAAUUCGUGGCCAUGGCACUGACCUGCUGGCUCUGCUGUCCUGCAUGUUUCCCGAGAGAAGGCCAGAUAGGGUCUACUCGCUGCAAGAAUCCUCGCUGGCGAGGAUUAUAGCGCGAUGCUUACUGCUUGGGUUCUCCCGACGGGAAGAGCUCGAUCGGUGGCGCGUCUAUGGGGGAGUCGACCUCGGUCUAUGCGUUGAAAAUGUGAUGCGGCAAGCUGAGAACGACAUUAUCCCCGGUCGAGAGGUAACUGUGGAGGAGAUUGACUCCGCUUUGAACAGUAUCGCCGCUCGUUGCAGGUUUUCGGGUCCUCGAGUGCGGAAGCAGCGCAUUGCAAUUGAUGUCGAGCAUGCUUUGGGCUCAUUGUUCAAGCGCCUCAGGAGCAGAGAUGCAAAAUGGUUGACGCGGAUGAUACUCAAAAGCUACUUUCCCGUCGUCUUCCCUCAACCAUUGACUCUGCGGAGCUUUCACUUCCUACUUCCGCCUCUCCUUCUCUUCCAAGACACAUUCGAAGGUGCUAUCAAGAUGCUCCGCUCCGAUCCAAUAAGCCAUUUCCCGCCGCAUCCGGAUCCCGGCUUAGCCAAAGACCUGGCUUAUAUAGCCUUGCAACAUCUCAAUCCUAGGAUAGGGGUCAAGAUCGGUCGGCCGGAGUACUACAAGGCUCGGAGUAUCAAGCACUGCUGUCGCAUGGUCAAUCACCGUCGGAUGAGUGUUGAAAGGAAGUAUGAUGGCGAAUACUGUCAAGUACAUAUUGACCUGUUUCAUCCCAAUUCAAUCCAGAUCUUCUCGAAGAGUGGCAAAGACUCUACAGUGGACAGGGUAGGUAUCCACCAGGUCAUCAAAGACUCCUUGGGAAUAGGCGCGCAUGGGUGCAGGAUCUCCCAGAGAUGCAUUUUAGAAGGCGAACUACUCGUCUGGAGUGGUAAGCACGGCAAGAUUAUGGAUUUUCAUAAGCUACGUAAAUUUAUCUCUCGAUCUGGCACCUUUAUUGGUACUGAAAGUGAUUCUCCACCGCAGCCCCACGAGCAUUUAAUGAUAGUCUUCUUCGACAUUCUGCUUCUUGAUGACAACAUAUGUCUUAAGCGGCCGCAUCGGGAACGACGCCUACUUCUCAAAGAAGUUAUACGAACCAUUCCCGGUCGUGCAGCUAUUGCAGAGCAAUACAUCGUGGAUUUCUCGCGACACGACGGUCAAACUCGACUGGAGAGCAUCUUCUCCAACGGGAUUGCACAACGAUGGGAGGGAUUUGUACUCAAAGGGUGUGAAGAUCCCUACUUCACCAUCUUCACAGGUCAGGGGAACAAUAUGCCGGGUCGCUGGAUCAAGCUUAAGAAGGAUUACAUACCGGGACUAGGUGAUACCGUUGAUCUCGCCAUUAUUGGUGCGAGAUACAAUGCACAAGAUGCCACGGCCCUCCAUCAGGUCAAGAAAUUGCUUUGGACAGAUUUCUACAUUGGUUGUCUCACAAAUAAGGAUGCCGUUGCGCAAUUCGAUGUUGCUCCAAAAUUCAAGGUUGUGGAUGUGCUCAAUCGUAACAGCAUGAGUCUGAAGAGCAUGCAAAUUCUCAAUCACGUCGGCGAGUUUCAUGCCUGUAAUGCCGAGUCCGGCCACGGAUUCUCACUUCACUAUGGGAGCAAUGUCACGACUGGGAUGGAUGUAGUUUUCAAGACGCCUUUCAUCGUCGAAAUUCUGGGGAGUGGAUUCGAGAAGCCCUCCAAUGCCGGGUAUUUCGCACUUCGAUUUCCGAGGAUUACGAAAAUUCACUGGGACAGGACCCUUACAGAUGCAGUAUCAUAUACUGAGCUGCAGAAACUCGCCGAUGACGCUCGAGCUGUGCCCACGGAUGACAUGGACGAGGAGAGGUCCGAGUGGUCCAAGCGUGUGAAGCUUGGUCCUGGAUCAGCUCAAUAUGCGUCAAGGCGAUCCAGAAGUGUUUCCUCAACUCAGAGCUCUCCAGCAAGGUUUGGAACCGACACCGCCGCUGCCAUGCCUUUGAGUGACACUACGAGCAUACCAUCGGCAGCUCCUGACAUCAUGAAAAAACCAACAACACCACCAGAGCCCCAAGACCGCUUAGAUCCUUCAACGACCCUUACCAUCCCUAUAUAUACAGAUGUUGCUGCAGAUCGUGCGCCCUCAGCUGCAGAGAGUCCUGCUCGACACAAUGCCCUUGUUGACAACGAAAACCUUUCCGCUCACACCUCUCGUCAGCGCAUAUAUACAAACCGCAACGCUGCAUUUGCUGACAGGCCCAAGCCGAGCCAACAGCCUCAGCAGCCUAGUACAGCCACGGAAGCCUGCAUCAAUACCUUCGCAGAACCUCAGCACACUCCCUCCCAAUGGAAGCAUAUACCCGCGUGCGCCCUACCAGACUCCAGACCUCCUCACAAAUUAGCCCAUUCCAUCACAUGUCACUUGAUGAACCUGCCAACAUAUAUAACUCCAAUGUCCAACCCCACCGGACAAACUCAGGAACCACUAACCAACUUCCUAACCACUUUGACAACAUCCAAUCCCAACAAACGCACAACCCAACCCCAAACCCUCGGACUAGUAAUCCUCAACAGCAGCAACUCCACCCUCGGACAACUCCUCUUCGACCUCAGCAAACGCAUCACCCACUUCCUUCGGCAACCCAGGACCACAACGCACCCUUCUCCAGCCGGCAAGAUCCUUGUCCUUGACCGAGACUUUCUGGACCUCAACCUCAACCCGCAAGAUACGAGGCUCGGCCUCCGUCAGACAUGGGAGGCGAUCGGGAGACGCUACUUUUGCGCGUGCGUGAAGUGGGAUUUCGGUGAGUCUGCUUCUGCUGGGUUGGAUUCGGCGUCAGGGGAUGAUGGUGAUGAUGAUGGUGUUGGUGCAUAUUUGAACAGCUCUGGGAGUGUUUGGCAGGGAUGCACGGAGGAACGUGGGCGAGGAGUGGCACGCAGGACGACCGGUCCGAAGGCUACGAUUAGUUUUAACAGGCGGGAGCUGCUUGUGCUCAGUGGGAUUUUUGCGGGGGAGCGGUCUGUUCAUGCAGGUUGAUGGCUUUCGAUUGCUCGGACUAUGCGGCGCAUCCGGUUAGAG